Molecule: messenger RNA, 1122 nt
Organism: Didymodactylos carnosus
Lineage: Eukaryota; Metazoa; Rotifera; Eurotatoria; Philodinida; Philodinidae
Source: the annotation of a GenBank genome assembly
AUGGCUUCAAGCGUUAAACUAUGUACCGUCGACACGAUUACCUACUACAAAGAGGCCAUUUCUCAACUCAACACUGUCAUUGAACAUUCGGAUACACCGAUCGUACAGGACGAUGAAAUACCGAUGAUAGAGCUGUUAAAAAUUUCGCAGAUAAAAAGUGUGAAAAGGUUCACCGUUAUUAAUUCACCACUGUAUUACGACGAAGAUGUUACAAACUACGCUACUGUUAAUGGAAUCAAUAUUGAUUUGAGUGAAACGAAAUACCUUGCAAUAACCAAGCGUCAUGGCAAAUUCAAAUUUGAAGCUGUCACCGAUAUUCGUGUCCCAAAAAACACUAUUGGACUUAAUUCUCGACAAAGAAAGCGUGAUCGGCUUAAAUUAUACCAUACAUAUAACGUUAAACCAUCAGUUAAACAGCAUUCUAUUGUUGAUCUGUUUGAUCAAAAGUACAGCUUUAGAGCCAAAAUUGGUGGUGAAGACAAGAUGUUUGAAAAAAUAUUUGGUGAAGCGCUGCUAUCCAGAUUUUAUCCGAAGAAUUUUGUGCAACGAACCAAUAUGAAACAUGUCAAAGGAAUUCUGUUAUAUGGAGUACCAGGAACUGGAAAAACAUUGAUCGCUCGAACGAUGAGUGAAAUAUUAAGUGUGCUGCCAAAAGUAAUUAAUGGACCAGAAAUCUUGAGUAAAAUGCUCGGCAAUUCUAAGGCUAAAAUACGUCAGUUAUUUGAUGAAGCAAAGUCCGACCCCGAUGGAAAUCUUCAUCUUUUAAUAUUCGAAGAAAUCGAUGCUGUUUGCAAGCGACGAUCAGGAGACGAAGCUAAUGUACAUGAUUCCGUUGAGAACAAUAUUACUUCUCAGCUUUUAUGUAAAAUGGAUGGGUGGCAUCAGUUGAACAAUCUUUUAAUAAUAGCCACGAUAAACCGACCUAAUGCAAUUGAUCCCGCUCUCCUACGACCUGGUCGUCUAGAAAUUCAUAUUAAAAUUGAACCUCCCAACGACGAAGCACGUCUUAGUAUUUUUGACAUAUACACAAAAUCGCUGCUUCAAAAUAAUCUGUUACAUCAUGAUGUUAACCUAGAUCGAAUUAUUCACCAAACUCAAGGUUGGACGGGGGGCACAUAUUGA